Penicillium cinerascens is the source of this 1530-nucleotide messenger RNA. RefSeq lists its product as uncharacterized. The transcript is spliced from 4 exons. Gene Ontology annotation, molecular function: metal ion binding; ubiquitin protein ligase activity. The record is from RefSeq and is a predicted model, not a curated record. NCBI's taxonomy places the organism in Eukaryota, Fungi, Ascomycota, Eurotiomycetes, Eurotiales, Aspergillaceae. Bases 1 to 1530 code for a protein of 509 amino acids. Gene Ontology annotation, cellular component: nucleus. Gene Ontology annotation, biological process: proteasome-mediated ubiquitin-dependent protein catabolic process.
AUGGCGGCCAACAUGGCUUGCGGUAGUGGUUCUGAGGCUGAGGCAUCGGGUCUUUUCAACACGCUCCAAACCCAUGUGAACGAUAUUCGAAACCUAAUACAGUGCGGCAUCUGUAUCCGACCUCUCUACGAGCCCUACACCCUAGCCUGUGGACACACCUUCUGCUAUUCUUGUCUCUCAUCAUGGUUCUCCGGUGGUAGGUCGAAGAGGACAUGUCCUGACUGUCGAGCGCCUGUCAAAAACCAACCUGCGCCGGCAUAUCUGGUUAGAGCAGUCGUCCACAUGUUUACGAGUCGCGCGGAGCUCUUGGACAAGGGGGAGACUACCGCCGAGCAUUCGAAAUACCAACAAGAAGAGGCGGGUCGAUUAGACAAGGACAAGGCAAAUACGGAUCCACAGAAGGGUGGCUUGUUUGGAGGACUGUUCAACCCAAAAGCCCCUUCAUUGAAACCGGUUGUCGAUGUGGAUGAUGGGGUCGUUCGAUGUCCAACCUGUGCCUGGGAACUUGAGGAUGGCGAAGAAUGCCUCAGCUGCGGCUGGCGUUAUCGCCCAGACGAUGAAAGGACAGACUAUAGUGGCGAGGACGACAUCAGUGAAACCGACUACGACUCUAUAUAUGACGGAGAAGAUUUAGACGAGGUUGAAUUCGGAGGUGUUGAUGCCGAGGACAUGUUCAACCAAUUUGGAUCGUUCGGCGCACCGCCGUAUCGAUAUGCAGACCCUAACAUCGCCGUUGUUUCGGCAAUUAACCAAGCGAUGAAUGGAUUGUGGCAUCCAAAUCACCCGCAAGCAUGGCGCCCUCGUCCUCACCCACACCCUCAAUUUCACCCACACCCUCGCCCUCACUCUCAUCCUCACCCGGCGCAAAUGUUCCACUCCGAGGUGAGUGAGGGAGACGAGGAAGACGAGGAAGACGAAGAAGACGAAUACGAUGACAUGGACUCGUUUAUUGACGACGACGAAGUUCGCCCGGAUAGGGAAGAUGAUGCGGAGUCCGAUGGCGUCACAGUGGUUGGCAGUGCUCCUAUUCGGAACCGAGCUUUGCCGUCAUGGGGCCCGCCGCGUUAUAGCGACGUCUCAUAUGCUCCCAUUUCGGAAGACGAAGAGGAAGGCAGCGAGGUCUAUGAGGAAGAAGAUAGCUUUGCAGAAGCCAGGCAACCCUGGGAGGUCUCCUCUCCUUCCUCUCACAGUCCUUCCUUUGAAAGACCAUCCAACAGAGGAGGGGCAGGCAGCGGCCCUGUAUUCCAUGACACGCGAUCAUCUCCGAUGGUUUCCGAGGCCGAAACAAACGAUGCAGUGGAUCCUGAAAUGGCCCAUGCUCAUCGUUAUUACGAGGAAGGUUUCUACCCUACCGAUCAUGACAGUGGACAAGAGAGCGACAGCUCUGCUCCAAGACCUAUGAGGCCCGUCAGGACCACUGGCAUUUCUGCCGUCAAUGCAAUCACCAUUGAUGAUUCUGAAGAUGAACAACCAGUCGGGCCAGUGAGGAGAGCAACACAGCGCCGCCGUGCCCGAGCGACUCCUUACUGA